This is a messenger RNA of Gekko japonicus, 2715 nucleotides long. RefSeq names its product endothelin converting enzyme 1 (gene ECE1). The coding region runs from base 1 to 2325 and encodes 774 amino acids. The record is from RefSeq and is a predicted model, not a curated record. Gene Ontology annotation, cellular component: plasma membrane. Lineage: Eukaryota; Metazoa; Chordata; Lepidosauria; Squamata; Gekkonidae. The transcript has 17 exons. Gene Ontology annotation, biological process: peptide hormone processing. Gene Ontology annotation, molecular function: metalloendopeptidase activity.
AUGGAGCCCAGUCCCUCGAUCCCCGUGGCCAAAGGUCCUUACAAGCCCGCUGACAGAUUGUGCCCCGUGUCGGUCCUUGGAGGAGGACUUCAGCAUCUGUCUAGCCCAGGGUCUCGGCCUUCCGUGACACCUUUCAGCUGCGUUGCUGGGGCCUGGGUGAAUUUUCAUGGCUCAGGCAACAGGAAGAGCUGCUGGGUGGAGCGGACGCGUCUGGAGAGGUUCCUCCUGGUCCUGGCGGGGGCUCUGGGGCUCAGCCUCCUGCUCUGCAUCUUCGUCCUGCUGUUCCAGUACCGAACCCGGCCCUGCCUGACCGAAUCCUGCGUCUUGGUGACCAGCGCCAUCCUGAGCUCCCUGGACCAGACCGUGGACCCCUGCGAGGACUUCUUCCACUACGCUUGUGGCGGCUGGAUCAAGACCAACCCCCUGCCUGACGGCCACUCCCGCUGGGGCACCUUCAACAAGCUCUGGGAGCAGAACCAGGCCGUCAUGAAGCACCUCCUGGAGAACACCACGGCCGGCACUCUGAGCGAGGCGGAACGCAAAGCCCAGCGCUACUACCAGUCCUGCAUGAACGAGACCAAGAUUGAGGAGCUGAAGGCGGAGCCCCUGGUGGACCUGAUCCGGAAGCUGGGGGGCUGGAAUGUCACCGGCCCCUGGGAGGAGGACAGCUUCAAUCAGACCCUGCUGGCGCUGGCCGCCUACCACCACAUCUCGCCCUUCUUCUCCCUCUACGUCAGCGCCGACUCCAAGAACUCCAGCAGCAACAUCAUUCAGGUCGACCAGUCAGGCCUGGGCCUGCCUUCCAGGGAUAACUAUCUGAACAAAACCCAAAACGAGAAGGUGCUGGCAGGGUACCUGAACUUCAUGGUGCAGCUGGGCAUGCUGGUGGGGGGGCAGGAUGAGGCCACCGUCCGGCAGCUGAUGCAGCAGAUCCUGGAUUUUGAGACCGCCUUGGCCAACAUCACCACUCCCCAGGAGAAGCGUCGGGACGAGGAGGCCAUCUACCACAAGAUGACGGCCGGGGACCUCAAGACCCUGGCUCCUGCGGUCGACUGGAUGCCCCUCCUCAACGCCGUCUUCUACCCGGUGGAGAUCAACGCGUCGGAGCCAGUGGUGGUCUAUGCCAAAGAAUACCUUGAGCAAGUCUCCAGCCUCAUCUUCACCACAGACAAGCGCCUCCUGCACAACUACAUGAUUUGGAACCUGGUGAGGAAGACCUGCAGCUUUCUGGACCAGCGUUUCCAAGAUGCUGAGGAGAAGUUCAUGGAGACCAUGUAUGGGACAAGGAAGACCUGCCUGCCCCGCUGGAAGUUCUGCAUCAGCGACACGGACAACAGCUUGGGCUUCGCUCUGGGCUCCAUGUUUGUGAAGGCCACCUUCGCAGAGGACAGCAAGGCCAUCGCGGAAGAAAUGAUUGCGGAGAUCAAGGCGGCCUUUGAGGAGAGCCUGGCCAAGCUGCCGUGGAUGGACGAGGAGACGAGGAGCGCGGCCAAGGAGAAGGCAGACGCCAUCUAUGACAUGGUCGGCUACCCCAAGUUCAUCCUGGACCCCAAAGAGCUGGACAAAGUCUUUGCUGAUUACGACGCUGUGCCUGACCUCUACUUUGAAAACGUCAUGCAGUUCUCCAACUUCUCUGCCCGCGUGACAGCAGACCAGCUCCGGAAGCCCCCGAACCGCAACCAGUGGAGCAUGACACCCCCGACCGUGAACGCCUACUACUCCCCUACCAAGAAUGAGAUUGUCUUCCCCGCAGGGAUUCUGCAGGCGCCCUUCUACACCAAGAGCUCCCCCAGGGCGCUCAACUUUGGUGGAAUCGGCGUGGUGGUGGGCCAUGAACUGACUCACGCCUUCGACGACCAAGGCCGUGAGUACGACAAGGACGGCAACCUCCGCUCCUGGUGGAAGAACUCCUCGGUGGAGGCCUUCAAGCAGCAGACGGAGUGCAUGGUGGCCCAGUACGGCAACUACUCCGUCAACAGGGAGGCCAUCAACGGCAGGCACACCCUGGGGGAGAACAUCGCCGACAACGGGGGGCUCCAGGCUGCCUAUCGGGCCUAUCAAAACUGGGUGACAAAACACGGGGAGGAGGAGACCCUGCCGACCCUCGGCCUCACGAACCACCAGCUGUUCUUUGUGGGCUUUGCUCAGGUCUGGUGUUCCGUGCGGACCCCCGAGAGCUCCCACGAAGGACUCAUCACCGAUCCUCACAGCCCCUCCCGCUUCCGAGUCAUCGGCACCGUCUCCAACUCGAGGGCCUUCGCGGAGCACUUCCGGUGCCCGUCCGGCUCUCCCAUGAACCCCCGGCAGAAGUGCGAAGUCUGGUGACUUCUGUGUCCAGGCGGGCAGAGCACCUGACGGAGGAGACUCCGCACCGGCUCAGGAUCGCAUCCUUCAGGAAGCAAAGUGGACCCGGCACCUUGUGGGCAGAGAGGACCGGCUCUCCGGCCCGCCUCCCGGAGCACACCCCGUCCGCAGGCACUGACCGGCACGCGCGCUUUCUUCACGCCCGGCGAGCAAGCGCAGCCCAGCGCUUCCCCAGCCAUUUUAAAGGGAGAAUCACUUUUUAAAAACAGGCAGCGCAUCUAACUGCUCCGGUUCAAAACAACGCACAAACACGUGCGGCUGGAUAAACACACACACCAAAAACCUGCUGUGAGAUGUACUUUUCGGAAACUGUUUUUAUUUUUUUUUUAAAUCUUGUGGAACACUGGAAAC